Messenger RNA from Ctenopharyngodon idella (grass carp), 7134 nucleotides. RefSeq names its product gastrula zinc finger protein XlCGF8.2DB-like. The record is from RefSeq and is a predicted model, not a curated record. Gene Ontology annotation, molecular function: RNA polymerase II cis-regulatory region sequence-specific DNA binding; DNA-binding transcription factor activity. Gene Ontology annotation, biological process: regulation of transcription by RNA polymerase II. The transcript is spliced from 3 exons. NCBI's taxonomy places the organism in Eukaryota, Metazoa, Chordata, Actinopteri, Cypriniformes, Xenocyprididae. The coding region runs from base 77 to 1147 and encodes 356 amino acids.
GACUUUUAUUUUGGAGUGACGCCAUGACGUCAUAAGACUGCGCCGCGCUCCUGCAUCUGCUGUGAUUCUGCUGAAGAUGGUGUUUAUUAAAGAUGAGACUGAAGACAUGAAGACUGAGUUUAAUAAAGAGGAGUUUGAAGAAAUAAAGAUUGAAGAAACAUUCAGUGUGAAACAUGAAGAUACUGAGGAACAAGCAGACCUGAUGGCACUGAGAGAGGCGAGUCAUGAACUUAAUGAAAGGGAAGAAGAGAAAAAACAUUACGAUAAACAUCAUGAUUUCAUGACUGGAGAAGGAUCGACACAGGCUUCCUCACAGAAAAGAGCUCAAAAGACAGGAACUAAAAGUUAUUUCACCUGCCAACAGUGUGGAAAGAGUUUCACAUGUGAAGAACACCUAAAAGUCCACAUGAGAAUUCACACUCGAGAGAAGGCUUACAACUGCCAACAGUGUGGAAAGAGUUUCACUCUUAAAGGAAGCCUUAAAGACCACAUGAGAAUUCACACUGGAGAAAAGCAGUAUACCUGCCAAGAGUGUGGAAAGAGUUUCACACAUAAAGGAAACCUGACAGUCCACAUGAGAAUUCACACUGGAGAAAAGCCUUACACCUGUCAAGAGUGUGGGAAGAGUUUCAGUCAUAAAGGAAGCCUUAUAGCCCACAUGAGAAUUCACACUGGAGAGAGCCCAUUCACCUGCCAACAGUGUGGAAAGAAUUUCAGUAAAAAAGGAAAACUUGAAAUCCACAUGAGAGUUCACACUGGAGAAAAGCCUUACACCUGCCAAGAGUGUGGACAGAGUUUCAGUGAGAAAGGAAACCUUACAGUCCACAUAAGAAUUCACACUGGAGUAAAGCCUUAUACCUGUCAACAGUGUGGAAAGAGUUUCAGUCGAAAAGAAAGCCUUAAAGACCACAUGAGAAUUCACACUGGAGAGAAACCUUUCACCUGCACUCUGUGCGGGAAAGGCUUCACACGGGAACGAAGCCUUAGGGAACACAUCAAUAUUCACACUGGAGAGAAGCCUUUUACAUGUGGUCAGUGUGGAAAGAGUUUCAUAUUUAAAGGUCACCUUAAGGGCCACAUGAGGAUUCACUCAAAAGAGAACAGUUUUAGAAGUCGUCAAAAGAGCAGAGGUGUAAAGAGUACCUGAAAACCAUACUUGAGUAAAAGUACAGAUACUUUACAGCAAAAAUUACUCCAUUACAAGUUAUAAGUCACCGAUUCUAAUACAACUUGAUUACAAGUCUUGGAGUAUCUGAUUUUAACAGUACUUAAGUGUUUACUCAUGCUGAAUUUAGGCUUUAAGAUGCAGUAGUCCUUGACACUAGUUCAGAAAUGCCAGUGAAAAUAAGAAACAAUUUAUUUGAUUGAUGAAAAUUAUGUUUAAUUUUAUUUUGAUUUUAGAAAAUGAACAACCUAAUAUUGCAAUAAAUCAAGGUCGACAAAACAGCCUCUUAAAUGUUAAAAGUGUAAAACUCUUGCAGUUCACAAAGCAUACACUACGUCCUAUGCCUUCUCUGUUCAACUUAUGGAAAUUGACGCAACGCCAGUCUACACUUUCAUCGUAACUUGAAUACGGAAGGUGGUCUGGCGGAAGCUCGAUAUUUGACUUUAUAACUUGUUUAAAUAUGGAAUUUUUUUUACUCAAACACAUCGCUUCACUUCAGAAGGCUUUCAUUAACCCCCUGGGGCCAUGUGGAGUACGUUAAUGAUGGAUGGAUGUGGAUGGAAGCUUUUUCUUCAGCUCUUAAUCAUUGACCCCAUUCACUGCCAUCAUAAAGCUCAGAUGCAUCAGGAUACUUAUUAAUAUUUCUUUGAUUAUGUUCAUCAGAAAGAAGAAAGUCAUAUACACCUAGGAUGCUUGAGGGUAAGUAAAGCUUGGGCUAAUUUUCAUUUGAAAGUGAACUAAUCCUUUAAGUGUUGUGAACUAAGGACUACAAUGAUCCCAACUACAAUGAUCAACCCAAAAUGGCCGCCCUCAACCUCUGAAUCAGCCAAUAGUGAGCCUGCAAGGGUGAAUUCACAGGAGCAUGACACCAAUUAUUUAUAUGUUAUUAAAUAAAAUCAUUAAUUAAUUUAUUUUUAAAAAUUGCUUUGCAUUGUGCUAAAUUCUCACAAAUUAGUAUUGAUGCUGUGGAAUCCUUUUCUAUGUCUCUUCGUUUGUUUGAUUGAUGAUGCAAACAUGAGUUUCAUCAAUGGCUCCAGGAAAGCCCGAAAUCCUCAUAAAGACGGCUUCCUUUUGCCACAUGUUUUUGACAGUUUAAAAAACAAUGAACUGCCAAACAGUAGUGGCCAAAAAUGAUGUUUGGCUUAGGAAUAUUUACAUAUUCACCCUUUAUUCAAAUAUUAAAAAUGUCUUAAAGAUUUUGUAAGCAUAUUGUGUAGUUGUGCUUGGAGUCAGUUGUUUUAUUUGUUUAAUUGUGUGACAAUUUUAGGCCAGGCUGUCAUACAAAGAAAUUAUGAGCACAUGCAAAAAUGAGAGAGGACCAAUCAAAUAUUAAUAACUGAUUACGUUACAAGUCAAUGUAUGCUUUUUUUCCCCCCCUGUGAGCUUUUUUGUUUUUCUAAAACCUGAAGCUGUAGUUUUUCUUCCACCCCCCUCUCUCUCCCUUUCUUUAGUGUUUUGUUCUUCCCUCAUAUUUUUAAAUAUUUUAAAAAAUAUAAAAAUAUUUUCCUCAUGUUUUGAUGGUUUAAACAGACGUUUAGGGUAAUAAAAAUGUCACUUUUGGCCACUUUGGUGUGGUCAGUGCCACAAUAGUGCUAUUUAAGAGCCUGCUUACUGUGGACUGAAGAGCACAAGUCAUCACAGGUGCACUGCUGCAGUUUUCCAGUACACAAAAAUGUAACUAUUACUUUCAUUUAUACAGUGAGAGCAUUGUUUUUUUUAGAGUGGGAGAAGUUAUUAAAUUUCUUACUAGCUCAGUUACAAAAAGAAUACCUUGACGAUCAAGUUUUUAUUGUUUUAUCAACUCCCUGUCAUCAUUUAACUCCAAUACAUUAUAUCUUCAUUGGAAAGCGUGUGUCCUCAUCUCUGCUGCCACAUUGUUACUCCUAAGUUAGGAUACCUCUCCAGCACUCUUAAAUAAAGGGAUAGUUCACCCAAAAAUGAAAAUUAUCCCAUGAUUUACUCACCAUCAAGCCAUCCUAGGUGUAUAUUACUUCCUUCUUUCAGACAAACACAAUCAGAGAGAUAGUUAUAAAUAUCCUUAGUCCUCCAAGGUUUAUAAUGGUUGAGAAUGGCUGCCCAAAUCAAGACAAAAAAAAUGAAUCCAUACGACUCCAGGCACUCUGAAGUGAACUGAUGCAUUUGUUUAAGACAAAUAUCCUUAUUUAAACAUUAUAAAGUAAAAUAACGAGUUUCUGGCAGGACAGCCAUACGCAUUCGACGUACGUCCAAAAAACAUUAACUUCCCUGACGCAGUACAUAAUGACACGACGUACUAGCAUAUGUCAUGGCGCAGUGUAGAACGUCAUUUCAUUCGUACUACGUCACAGAAGUUAAUGCUGUAUUUAUUGUAUUUUGACAGUUAAUACUAAAAUUUUACUCUGAGUGGCUCUAUACAUAAGGCCCCUGUUGUAACAAAAAAAAAAAACUUUUAUGAUCACACAUCUCAAUUUAAAAUGGCACCAGAAAAUAAGUAUCUGUGUGAAAUUAAGGCUAUAUUGACAUUACAGCUGAUUUUGUUGUGUUUUUUUGGUGAGGCUGUUCACAUGACCUUUAAAUGUGGCCCAUAUCAGAUGCUCAUCUUCUACAAGACUCCAUUCUGGAUUGUUCAUCAAAAGUGAUUUGUCCAUUCUCACUUGCUUUCUUUACCUCUCUAUUUUUCAGGCUUUUCAUUUUCUCAGUAGAGACUCUUAUUUAGAUAUAUUUUCUGAUCUUUUGCUUCUGUUCACAAUUCUUCUGUCUAUUAGUGUUUAUAGUUACUAAUCAUGUUUCUAUGGUUUCAGCAUAGUUUCACUUGUGUCUUGUUUAGUUCCUUGUUCAUCCCUUUGUAUUUGGAGUUUGCUUUGGAGUUUCCUUGUUUUAUGUCAUUUUGUACCUGUUCAGCUCUAGGCCCGCUCUUGGCGCUUUUCUUCCAAAUGGUAACUCCAUGUUGUGUUAGGAUCAUCAAACUCUUAUUAGCACUGGAUGUCUUUAUUGCUGUUAGGCAUAAAUAUGUAUGCACCGUACGCACACCCUUAACUGUACGUAAUAACAUUUACUGGCGUGAGCAAAGUAAUGAUGUAAAACAGAAUGAUUUUUAACUGUUUUACCUCUGAUAUACACGUCUAGAUUAAAUAUGCCACUCUCAACUCAACUUUAUUUCUAGAGCACUUUCAAAAACCACAGUGAGUACCAAAGUGCUGUACAUGAAAAUAGCCAAAAAUAAACAAACACAUACAAAAAUACAUUCAGUUUACAACACAUUAUUAAAACCUAAGGAAAAUAAAUACGUUUUUAACACCCUCUGAAAUGACCCUAGAGCCGGAGAUGUUUUUAAAGACAGCGGGAGCUCAUUCCAUAGUCUAGGAGCUGCCACGGAAAAAGCUCUAUCAUUUCAAGCGUGAUUGAGGAACUAUCAGACACAACUGAUCAUUGGAGCUGAAGGAACCUUUUUCCUCGUCGGAGCAGAAACCAGGAGACGUUGGGAUAUCUUUCAUACAGAAGUUACUCUUUAUCAAGGACUCGCUGUGCGUCGCUGAAGUCAUCCAAGUCUGACUAGAGCUCAGCACAGUAGAGUUUAUACCUUUCGAGGGGCAGUGAUACAUAGAGGUGGAGACAAUCUAAAUAAAACAUGCAAAUGCGGUACAGGAAUCAGCCCGUUCCCGGCAUUUCCCCAGCCAUGAUCUAAUCAGCAUAACAGUGUCAUUCAAAUGCAUAGGUGCUAAAUCCAAUCAAUCUGACAGUAUCGCCCAUACCUUCACAUUAUCAUAGACACAAAGGCACAACUGUGCCUUGAAUUUAGCAUUCACCUUUAACUUGGGACCCUGCCCAAUUGUCAGGAAGUGCAUAAAGACAAAAGGUUAAUGUCUCAGACACCUGGGGCCUGUACCAUGAAGCUGGAUUAGCUGGCUAGCCAGGUAAGUUUCAGACUAGUUUGCACCAAUCCUGGGUUUUAGGUACCAUGAAAGUGACUUGGCUUUUAGCGGUGUUCAUCGCCAUAGUAACUUGCGCUCCAUGGCUAACCUGCCCCGGAGCAACCCCUGACCACCGGUCAGGAGCAGGCCCUGGCGUGGCAGGCAUGGCGGUAGCAGGCCCUGGCGUGGCAGGCAUGGCGGGAGCAGGGCAUGGCGGGAGCAGGCCCUGGCGUGGCAGGCAUGGCAAGCAUGGUGUGAACAGGACUUGGCGAGGCAGCUGUGGCAUGAACAGUCUGUGGCACAGCCGGCGUGACGUGAAAAGUCUGUGGCUGGGUAGGACUGACAUGAACAGACUGUGGUUGGGCAGGCAUGAUGCAAACAGCCUGUGCCGUGGCUGGCAUAACGUGAACAGUACCUGGCGUGGCAGUCAUGACGUGAAUAACUCCAGACAUGACAGCAGGGGAAUGAAGACACUCUGAUGUGGUGGACACUGUAGGAUUGUGGGGCUCCUCAUCCGCAAUACCCACAGUGAAGGAUGAUCCACUUAACAGAAGGGCAUAGUCCAUAUAUUGUGCUAGGGAAAAGUGAAUUUUCGCCCUAGGCAGUUGAGAAUGAAGGGGUUCAUUUAAUCCAUGCCGAAAAAUAUCCUUCAGCGCCACGUCAUUGAAGACUACAAGGGCAGAAAGUUCACAAAAAUCUUGAACAUAAUCUUCAAUAGUCUUAUUUCCUUGACAGAGACGUAGAUGACUAACUGCUGGGUUCAUGGUGUGGGUUGUGUAUUCUGUAACGAUCCAGUCCAAACUGAAGGUGAGAUGAUGAACCCAAAUGCAGUUUAUUGUAACAGUGUGAACAAACAAACAAAGCAACCACUUGACAUGAAAUUGAACAGACUUGAUUAUGAGACUCACCAACAGCAGGGUUACAUUAACAAUACAUGACAAAGUAACAUGGGGAAGACAAUGGCUUUAAAUACAAGAACAAAGAGAACACAUGACUAUGGCAACCAAUGAGCAAGUGACACAAGGAACAUGAGAACCAAUGACAGAACAGAACUGAAAACCACAUGACCAUAACCAACCAAUGAGAACAGGACACAUAGACUAAGAGAGAACAUGAGGCGCAAGGGAAGCAUGACACAAACAAGCAACAUAUAUCAAACAACAAAAUAAAAGACAUGAAAUCAUAAACAUGAACACAAAACCAAAACAUACGUGACAUAUAUAUUAUUAUUAAUCCAUUACACAAGCAAUUUUAGUUUAACAGUUAUUAUUAAUUAUUUAGUUUCAAUGAAUAUUAUUAUAUACAAAUCAUAUGUAAUAUAAAUAAGCUGUAAAUAAACUUUAAAUAUGACUAUAUGUGACCUUACAUGUUUGAGUCUCUAUGGCUAUAUAUUAUCAACUAUAUAAACUAACUUCACAAGCUCACUUGCACUGAUAGAGCAAAAUAAUUUGUUUUGUUUUCGUCAGUGUAAAUGAGUUUAAAUUCUUCAUUUUCUUCAAUCUCUUAAUCUUCAGCAAAAGAGUUUUGAAUCGCGCUGGCUCUCUUUUGUGAGAUGUGAAUCAUAGUUUCUCUCUGUUGCAAGGCAUCUGAUUGGCUGUUCACCACUGAUGUCACACAUUCAUGUGCACACGCUCCACAAACUCAGGAUCAAAGCCUGAGUUGACAGAGAAAGUUGAUGAUCAGCAUCAUGGUACCAACAAAGCCGGAUUGGAGUGGUUUGGUUUUGUCAACUCGAAACUAAUCCUACAACCCUGAGUUUGUUCAACUACCAUCAUGGUACAGGACCCUGGGCUGCCUGACUUGAUCUCCUUAGAAUGUCAUCAUCUUUACCUCAAAAUGUAAAACACAAUGUACAUACCUUUUUCAGUUUAUAUACUAUUACAUUGGAACUUAGAUAUAACAUUUUAUAAAUUUGUAAUCCAACACCCAUCAAACUCUGCAACUCUGGUAUCAUCUGAAGAGUUUCCCACUUGUAAAUAUGACUUCAAUAUGUCAUUCAUGUGGAUAAAACAUAAAUAUGAUUCUUCCGGCUUCACUUGAACAACAGUUCUUGAUCUGGAAGAGGGUCAUUUACUUAAA